This is a messenger RNA of Pongo pygmaeus (Bornean orangutan), 2056 nucleotides long. It is a transcript of the gene HAVCR1, whose product is annotated as hepatitis A virus cellular receptor 1. Gene Ontology annotation, cellular component: cell surface. Bases 245 to 1375 code for a protein of 376 amino acids. The transcript has 10 exons. Gene Ontology annotation, molecular function: phosphatidylserine binding; virus receptor activity. Gene Ontology annotation, biological process: phagocytosis, engulfment; positive regulation of mast cell activation. The record is from RefSeq and is a predicted model, not a curated record. Lineage: Eukaryota; Metazoa; Chordata; Mammalia; Primates; Hominidae.
AGAAUGGAAUUCCGGGAGAAAGUAGUCUUAAUCUAUAAAGAUCUUUGGAGGAGGGCUACAAACAGACCAGGAGGAGGGAGGAGAAGCUGGAAAACUGCCUUCUAACUAACUGCCUGGAGUGCAGUGGCGCGAUCUCGGCUCACCGCAAGCUCCGCCUCCCGCGGGUUCACGCCAUUCUCCUGCCUCAGCCUCCCGAGUAGCUGGGAAUACAUGCGCCCGUGACCACGCCCGGGCUGAUCCCAUAAUGCAUCCUCAAGUGGUCAUCUUAAGCCUCAUCCUACAUCUGGCAGAUUCUGUAGCUGGUUCUGUAAAGGUUGGUGGAGUGGCAGGUCCGUCUGUCACACUACCCUGCCACUACAGUGGAGCUGUCACAUCCAUGUGCUGGAAUAGAGGCGCAUGUUCUUUAUUCACAUGCCAAAAUGGCAUUGUCUGGACCAAUGGAACCCACGUCACCUAUCAGAAGGACACACGCUAUAAGCUAUUGGGUGACCUUUCAAGAAGGGAUGUCUCUUUGACUAUAGAAAAUACAGCUGUGUCUGACAGUGGUGUAUAUUGUUGCCGUGUUGAGCACCGUGGGUGGUUCAAUGACAUGAAAAUCACCAUAUCAUUGGAGAUUGUGCCACCCAAGGUCACGACUACUCCAAUUGUCACAACUGUUCCAACCAUCACAACUGUUCAAACGAGCACCACUGUUCCAACGACAAUGACUGUUCCAACGACAAUGACUGUUCCAAUGACAACAACUGUUCCAACGAUGACUGAUCCAAUGACAAUGAGCAUUCCAACGACAACGACUGUUCCAACGACGACUGUUCCAACCACAAUGACUGUUUCAAUGACAAUGAGCAUUCCAACAACAAUGAGCAUUCCAACAACAACAAGUGUUCCAGUGACAACAACUGUCUCUACCUUUGUUCCUCCAAUGCCUUUGCCCAGGCGGAACCAUGACCCAGUAGCCACUUCACCAUCUUCACCUCAGCCAGCAGAAACCCACCCUACGAUACUGCAGGGAGCAAUAAGGACACAACCCACCAGCUCACCAUUGUACUCUUACACAACAGAUGGGAAUGACACCGUGACAGAGUCUUCAGAUGGCCUUUGGAAUAACAAUCAAACUCAACUGUCCCCAGCACAUAAUCUACAGACGGCCAACACCACUAAAGGAAUCUAUGCUGGAGUCUGUAUUUCUGUCUUGGUGCUUCUUGUUCUUUUGGGUGUCAUCAUUGCCAAAAAGUAUUUCUUCAAAAAGGAGGUUCAACAACUAAGUGUUUCGUUUAGCAGCCUUCAAAUUAAAGCUUUGCAAAAUGCAGCUGAAAAGGAAGUCCAAGCAGAAGACAAUAUCUACAUUGAGAAUAGUCUUUAUGCCACAGACUAAGACCCAGUGGUGCUCUUUGAGAGUUUACGCCCAUGACUGCAGAAGACUGAACAGACAUCAGCACAUCAGACGUCUUUUAGACCCUAAGACAAUUUUUCUGUUUCAGUUUCAUCUGGCAUUCCAACAUGUCAGUGAUACUGAGUAGAGUAACUCUCUCACUCCAAACUGUGUAUAGUCAACCUCAUCAUUAAUGUAGUCCUAAUUUUUUAUGCUAAAACUGGCUCAAUCCUUCUGAUCAUUGCAGUUUUCUCUCAAACAUGAAAACUUUAGAAUUGUAUGUUCUCUUUAGACCCCAUAACUCCUGUAUACAUCAAAGAGAAUAGUCCCUGGAAACAUAGCAAAUGAACUUCUAUCUUGGCCAUCAGAGCUGUCCAGAAGGGGGGAAUCUGUCUUAAAAAUCAGCAAAUCCAAUGUGAGACUUAAUUUGGAAGCACUGUAUGAUUAUCUCUUGUUUCCAUGUUAUACUUCCAAAUGUUGCACUUCCUAUGUUUUCCAAAGGUUUCAAAUCAUGGGUUUUUAUUUCCUCCAUGGGGAAACAAAGUGAGUCUAACUCACAGGUUUAGCUGUUUUCUCACAACUCUGGAAAUGUGAUGGAUUAAGCACUGGAUCUCUGAAUUGGGGUAGCUAUUUUACCAGUUAAAGAGGCUACAAUAGUAUGGAACACAUAGACACCAGGGGAAG